Molecule: messenger RNA, 153 nt
Organism: Penicillium oxalicum
Lineage: Eukaryota; Fungi; Ascomycota; Eurotiomycetes; Eurotiales; Aspergillaceae
Exons: 2
Coding region: 1-153 (50 amino acids)
Source: RefSeq, a predicted model, not a curated record
AUGGCGGGAAUCAAUCGCGCCUUUAACCCCCGCCGGGCCUCUCCAACCUCCAUUGGCUUGGAUCAGGCUACUCUACACUCAACCAAGGGGGCCGAGACUGUGACGAUCAAGCACCAUGAAAGUCAACAAGGAAACACAAACGCAAAACAGUAG